AUGGCGACGCCAUCGCCGCCGAAGCCGUGGGAAAGAGGACGCGCUGCCUCAUCGUCGGCAUUAACUUCAUCCGCCGCCAUACCCACAUCAUCACCAUCAUCAUCAGCAAACAUCACCGGCACCGCUGCGACUCCUGCAUUGCCAUCGCGACCAGAAUCCCUCAACUCGGUCGUGGAUCGCACCGCUUCCAAUUUCGCCGGCAACCAGCCCUAUCAAUCAUCACCGUACGGCUACGGCGGCGGCACAAUGUCUUCGCCUUACUCACGCUACGGCUCCAGCUACGGUGGAGGCAUGUACGGAGGUGGCAUGUAUGGCGGAGGAGGAGGCAUGUACGGCGGAAGCCCCUAUGGUGGCAUGGGAGGCAUGGGUGGUAUGGGCGGCAUGUACGGCAACGGCUACGGCGGCAUGGGAGGUCCCAUGGGCGGUCCCAAUGGCCAGAGCUUGACGCAGACUUUCAGCCAAAGCACCCAGACCACCUUCCAGCUCAUCGAGAGCAUCGUAGGAGCCUUUGGUGGAUUUGCUCAAAUGCUGGAGAGCACAUAUAUGGCAACCCACUCGAGUUUUUUCGCAAUGAUUUCAGUGGCUGAGCAGUUCGGUAACUUGCGCCAAACACUAGGUCAAGUUCUGGGAAUAUUUACCAUCAUCCGCUGGAUACGCACAGCAAUGGCGAAAUUGACCGGUCGCCCUCUUCCUGCAAGCAGCACGGAGCUCACCCCUGCCAACUUCGCCAACUUCAAUGGUCGUCUCCCUGACGGCUCUCCUACACCUCCUCGUGCCAGCAAGAAGCCUUUCGUCAUGUUCGUCGUUGCAGUCUUUGGUCUGCCUUACCUCAUGGGCAAGCUGAUUCGCGCUUUGGCUCGCAGCCAAGAAGAGGAAGAGCAACGCCGCCUUCAAGCCGAGGGUCCUCAACAACCUCUUGAUCCUUCUAAGCUCGACUUCUGCCGAGUCCUCUACGACUUCAACCCUGAAGCCAACGCAAAUGUUGUACAAGGUGUUGAUCUUGCCGUGGUCAAGGGUGACCUCGUAGCCGUAUUGAGCAAAACCGACCCUCUAGGAAAUCCCUCAGAGUGGUGGCAGUGCCGUGCUCGUGAUGGUCGCAAGGGUUACCUCCCCGCUCCUUACCUGGAGACAAUUCAGCGCCGUCCACAAGGCCAAAUCACCAGCGGUAACAGCCCUGCAGGAAGUCGUGCUCAGACAAUGACCACCGCGAGCAGCGAUAGCCGCUCAAAUACCAUGACCGAUAGAGAGAAGGAGCUUGUCAAGGCUGCCCCUAGAGACCUGCCCCCCAGUGUGCAAGGCAAGGCUGGCGAUCUUGGCGUUGAGAGUUUCCAGAAGGGUCAGUUCUAUUCAUGA
Aureobasidium subglaciale EXF-2481 is the source of this 1353-nucleotide messenger RNA. RefSeq lists its product as uncharacterized. Bases 1 to 1353 code for a protein of 450 amino acids. Gene Ontology annotation, biological process: protein import into peroxisome matrix, docking. The record is from RefSeq and is a predicted model, not a curated record. The transcript is spliced from 3 exons. Gene Ontology annotation, cellular component: peroxisomal importomer complex; peroxisome; peroxisomal membrane. Lineage: Eukaryota; Fungi; Ascomycota; Dothideomycetes; Dothideales; Saccotheciaceae. Gene Ontology annotation, molecular function: protein binding.